GCGCGAGGCGGAGGCGGUCGCACGCCAAUCCUCUCUCUCCUACACCCGCUCCGUCUUCCUCCUCCCGGUCUCCUCUCCUCGCUUCUUCCACUCGUGGCGGUGUAGCGUACUAUCGCCGCCGUCGCCUCCUGCAUGGAGGGCAACACGGGCUCACUGUACGGCCGCCUCAACAGGAGCAGCACGCGGGGCUUCCUCGCCUACGUCGCCGCGGGGGCCGCCUGCGCCGCCGUCCUCGCCUACUUCGUCGUCCCCACCGCGGGCCCAGCCGGCUCCGCGUCCAACGAUGGAGCUCUUCGCCUGUCCUCGCGCACGGCGCGCGUCUGGCCCGAACUCGCGUUCAACUGGCGCGUGGUUGUGAUCACCGUCGUCGGGUUCCUCGGCUCCGCGUUCGGCACCGUCGGCGGCGUUGGCGGCGGCGGGAUCUUCGUGCCCAUGCUCAACCUCGUCGUCGGCUUCGACACCAAGUCCGCCGCUGCGCUCUCCAAAUGCAUGAUCAUGGGAGCGUCGGCGUCGUCGGUGUGGUACAACCUCCAGGUGUCGCACCCGACCAAGGAAGCGCCCGUCAUCGACUACAAGCUCGCGCUACUCUUCCAGCCGAUGCUCAUGCUCGGAAUCACCAUCGGCGUCGAGCUCAGCGUAAUCUUCCCCUACUGGCUCAUCACCGUCCUAAUCAUAAUCCUCUUCAUAGGCACUUCGUCGAGGUCGUUCUACAAGGGAAUUCUCAUGUGGAGGGAGGAGACGAGGAUUCUGAUGGAAACACGCGAGCGAGAAGAGCAAUCCGAGUCUGCUUGUGCCGCAAGUGAUGUGGUUAUUGACCCGAGUUAUGAAGAGCCCCUCCUGCCUCUGCCUCAGCCCAAGGAGAAGUCUGCAUUGGAAACUUUUCUGUUCAAUUUGAGAUGGAAGAAUAUCCUAGUGCUAAUGUCUGUCUGGUCAUCUUUCUUGGUGCUGCAAGUUCUCAAGAAUAAUUCGAAAUCAUGCAGCAAUUUCUACUGGGUGAUCAACGUUCUGCAGGUCCCAGUUGCAGUGAGUGUGUUCCUGUGGGAGGCUGUGCAGCUAUGCAAGGAGAGCCAUGCUCGACGUGUGAAUGGAAACUUGGAGUGUGUGUGUGAGGCCUCUAUCGAGUGGUCACCAGCACAGCUCAUCGUCUGCGCCUCCUGUGGCCUGCUUGGCGGGACCGUUGGUGGUCUUCUUGGAUCUGGUGGUGGGUUCAUCCUCGGCCCACUUCUUCUUGAGCUUGGGUGCAUACCCCAGGUUGCAAGUGCAACAGCGACAUUCGUGAUGAUGUUCUCCUCCUCCCUCUCUGUGGUGGAGUUCCACUUCCUGCACAGAUUCCCUAUCCCUUUUGCUGCCUACCUCAUCUUUGUUUCCAUAUUGGCUGGAUUUUGGGGCCAGUGUUUGGUUAGGAAGCUUGUGCACGUGCUCAAGAGAGCAUCGCUGAUUGUCUUCAUCCUCUCCUCUGUCAUCUUCGCCAGUGCUCUUACAAUGGGCGUUGUUGGAACUAAGAAGAGCAUUUCGAUGAUAAACAACCAUGAAUACAUGGGGUUUCUCAACUUCUGCGAGUAACUCAGAAUCGAUCAGAUUGUUGAUAUUUCAGGGAGAAUCCAGGCCAAUACCUAAUUGACCUCACCUCUCCCCAAAAUAUGAACAAUAAAAGGUCGUGAGGUGCGUGCAGGCGUUCGCUCCUGGCUGAUCUGCACGUAUUUUGCACGACAGAGUCGUAGACUCGUAGUGAGUUCAGCUCAAGUCAUGCGCUUGUUAGCUUCUGGCUAACCGGCAAGUUGUAUGCAUUGGUGUCGUGGGAGUGUGCAAUUUUUUUGUCAUGCAUGUGUUAGCUCCUGGCUAACCUGCAAAUAUGUGUGUUGGUCUUGUGAGGGUAAGGUUUUGUCAUGCCUGCGUUAGCUCCUGGCUAACCAGCAGUAUCCGUCCUAGGGAGAGUCGCAGCUAUGUCAUUCAUUCUUGCGCUAGCUUCAGGGCUAGCCUGCAAAGUGCAAAUGUGUCUUAUGGAACAUUGUAAAUAUCAGCCAAUUGCCAUUCUGUCAGUAUGGCUUAGUGCGUUUACAGGCUUCCAGCCAUGCUGAA
Messenger RNA from Phragmites australis (common reed), 2079 nucleotides. RefSeq names its product sulfite exporter TauE/SafE family protein 4-like. The record is from RefSeq and is a predicted model, not a curated record. Bases 133 to 1563 code for a protein of 476 amino acids. Lineage: Eukaryota; Viridiplantae; Streptophyta; Magnoliopsida; Poales; Poaceae. Gene Ontology annotation, biological process: protein ubiquitination. Gene Ontology annotation, cellular component: Cul4A-RING E3 ubiquitin ligase complex; membrane. The transcript has 12 exons.